Messenger RNA from Danio aesculapii, 6987 nucleotides. It is a transcript of the gene itgb3b, whose product is annotated as integrin beta 3b. The transcript has 15 exons. Gene Ontology annotation, biological process: integrin-mediated signaling pathway; cell migration; cell-matrix adhesion. Lineage: Eukaryota; Metazoa; Chordata; Actinopteri; Cypriniformes; Danionidae. Gene Ontology annotation, molecular function: fibrinogen binding; fibronectin binding; integrin binding. The record is from RefSeq and is a predicted model, not a curated record. Gene Ontology annotation, cellular component: cell surface; focal adhesion; integrin complex. The coding region runs from base 184 to 2556 and encodes 790 amino acids.
UCAGAACCCGCGGCAAAUGUGAGUCGAUCCCUCCUCUGCUCCCUCCCUCGAAAACAAGCUUUUACCACAAUUUACUCUAUAUUUGGUGUUGGUCUGAUGUCUGUGCUGGACCGUAAAGGAAGAGAAGGAGGGCGCAGACCGCACAAACCACCGGUGUAGUAGAAGGGAACAGCGAUAACAACGAUGGAGGAAACUUCAGCCAAACUCUUCAGUUUAUGGAUUUACUGUGUUAUUAUAUUCCUAAUUGAUGUCGGACUGGGUUCUAAUAUCUGUACUUCUCGAGGAGCCAGCACAUGUCAGCAGUGCCUGGCCGUUCAUCCAACCUGUGCCUGGUGCUUUCAAGAGGAUUUUGGACAAGAUGUUCCUGGUUCUUCCCGAUGUGACCUGAAGAGGAACCUUGUAGAGUCAGGAUGCAACAAGGGAGCUCUGGAGUAUCCAACCAGCAAAAUGCACGUAAAAGAGAACAAAGAUCUCAGUGACAAGGCCUCGGGAUCCACCACUGAUGUCACCCAGAUCCAACCUCAGAGCAUACACAUCUCUCUGAGACCCGAUGAUUCGCAGGUCUUCAAGCUGAAAGUCCGGCAGGUUGAGGACUACCCUGUGGAUUUGUACUAUCUGAUGGACCUGUCCUACUCCAUGAAUGACGACUUGUCUCAGUUGAGACGGUUGGGGCGAGGCCUGGCUGAAGAGAUGAGCAAAACCACUAGUAAUCUGCGCAUGGGCUUUGGGGCUUUUGUGGAUAAACCUGUGUCCCCGUAUAUGUACAUCUCUCCUCAGGAAGCCGUGUUAAAUCCCUGCUACUCAAUCCCAUACAAGUGCCAGCCUCAGUUUGGCUACAGACACGUUCUGUCUCUGACGGAGGAGGUGAACCGCUUUACCGAGGAGGUGAAAAAACAGAAGGUGUCUCGAAACAGGGACGCCCCAGAGGGAGGCUUUGACGCCAUCAUACAGGCAGCCGUGUGCAAGGACAAAAUUGGUUGGAGACCAGGUGCAUCCCACUUGCUGGUUUUCACUACAGAUGCCAAAACACAUGUGGCACUGGAUGGGCGUAUGGCAGGAAUUGUGCGACCCAAUGAUGGCCAAUGCCAUGUGGGCAUGGACAACAUCUACAAUAUGUCCACAACUAUGGACUACCCAUCCCUGGCACUAAUCACAGAGAAAAUGUCUGAGAACAAUAUAAAUCUGAUCUUUGCUGUAACUAGCCAUGUGGAAUCACUCUAUAAGAACUACAGUGAGUUGAUCCCUGGCACUGCAGUGGGUACGCUGUCUGAGGACUCUCAUAACGUCAUCCAGCUGAUCCAGGAUGCGUAUGCUAAACUGCGCUCUAAGGUAGAGCUGGAGGUCUUGAACGUCCCAGAAGAGCUCAGUCUAACAUUUAAUGCCACAUGUCUCAACGGAGAGGUCAUUCCUGGGCUGAGAUCCUGCUCUGGCCUCAAAAGAGGAGAUACCGUGUCCUUCAGUGUUGAAGCCAGAGCCAGAGGCUGUCCAAAGGAGAAGCGCAAAACCUUCACUAUCAAACCAGUGGGCUUCAAAGACACCUUGCAGAUCACAGUCAACUUUGAAUGUGAGUGUAAAUGCCAAGCAAAGGCCGAGCCUGAGAGUCCCGUCUGCCACCAUGGCAAUGGCACCUAUGAGUGUGGCAUCUGCCUGUGUCACCCGGGGCGGUUGGGUCCCCGCUGUGAGUGUGCGGAGGGCGACUACAGCCCAACAGAGCAGGAUGCCUGCAGUGGGCCAGACAAGGUGAUCUGCAGCGGCCGGGGAGACUGUGUGUGCGGCCAGUGCGUCUGUCACAAUAAUGACUUCGGCAAAGUAUGGGGGAAAAGAUGCGAGUGUGACGAUUUCAGUUGCCUGCGCUAUAAAGGAGAGCUUUGCUCAGGUCAUGGCACUUGUUACUGUGGGUUUUGUCAGUGUGAUCCUGACUGGAAGGGGGAAAACUGCAACUGUUCCACUCGUACAGACACCUGUAUGUCCAGCUUGGGCCUGCUGUGCAGCGGUCGGGGUCAGUGUGUGUGUGGCAGCUGUGAAUGCACCCAACCAGGUGCCUACGGAUCUACCUGCGACAAAUGCCCCACCUGCCCUGACGCCUGCACACUGAAGAAGGAGUGUGUAGAGUGUAAGCACUUCAAGAGAGGGAAACUCUUCGAUGAUGAUUCCUGCACUCGCAUCUGCAGAGAUGAAAUCAAACUAGUGGAUGAUCUGGUGUUACAUGAUAAGAAUGCAGUGAAUUGCACCUAUAAGGAUGAGGAUGACUGUGUGCAAAGGUUUCAAUACUACGAGGACAACAGUGGCAAAUCCAUCUUGUCUCUGGUCAAAGAGCCAGACUGCCCUAAAGGCCCCGAUAUCUUGGUGGUGCUGCUGUCAGUAGCUGGUGCCAUCUUGUUCUUGGGUCUUGCUGCCCUGCUUAUCUGGAAACUAUUAAUCACCAUUCAUGAUCGGCGUGAAUUUGCUAAGUUUGAGGAGGAGCGGGCACGAGCCAAGUGGGAAACGGGCCACAAUCCUCUUUAUAAAGGCGCCACGUCGACAUUCACAAACAUCACAUAUCGAGGCAAAGACUGACCCCAGAGAGCAGAGGAAGAGCUGGACAGUGCUAAAAAGAUGUUAAAAAUCUUGAGAAUUAUGCAAACAUGAAAGGGUUGUAGAUAUUUUGUUGCUGUAUAUAUGUAAAGUCAAAUAUGGCAUCUUCAUGUUGCGAGCCGUUCUAACAUUUAAUCUAUAAACUGUUCUAAUAUUUAUUUAAUGCAAUACCCAUUUUUUGUUACUAGUAUUUUUUUUAUCUUAUUCAUUAUUUAUUAGAUUCUAGUUCUUAUUUAUUAGAUACUACUUCUUAUUAAAUGCACAGUAUUAAUAGCUAUUAAAUAGUUUCCAGUAUUUAUUUAUUAAAUUCUACUUAGAAGUACUUAAAAAUUGGCAUUAAAACUACUGGAUCCAAAAAAAUCGAAUUUUCAUGUGACCAGGAAGUGGGAUUAUGGUAUUUGAUUAAAAUUUAUAAAAGCAAAUUAAUUUAAUACAUAAUAAUGAAGUGUUUCAUUUCACAGUGUAUAACAAGAACUACUGUAUAUACACAAAGUCCCUUUAAGGCAAGCCAUUUCACUCGGCGACCAACUUUGAAACGCCUCUCAGGCAGUAUGCUCGGGCAUUCCGUCUGAAUGGGGAAACAUCAAGUUCUCCAAAACGGUUUACGAUUUUACAUUACAUAAUUGGAAUCACCAAUUAAAUUAAGUUUGUCUCAUAAGUUAAGUUUCUAAACGUUCAAAUCCAACAAAAUCUGGAUAUUUUCAGGUUGCCUAAGCUAAUGUGCAUGCGCACUCGAAAGAAACAAGAUCACGAUACCAACUUUGUUAAUGGCUGUUCUACCCAUUAUCAUCUUCUGAUUGCGCAUCUUCUGAAGUAGUUAAAACUUGGUCUUAUGGUGAUUCUCCUCUAGAAAUGACAGCAACUAUUUGUUUACAAGUUUGUAGGCGUUUGAGUAGUUGCUGUCAUGCGAUGUGCGUUUGACAGGAUGAACUGUACACGUUUCAUGCAGAUUACUAAAUCAAAUCACUUCUGUUGUCGAAGGUAGUUCAUUUAAAAGUAGAGAUUUCAAGCUUUAUCUGGAUAUAUUUCUCAUGUCUGUGAAGCAAGUAUUCGCUGAGAUUCCAGUGUGUAUGUUGAUCACCAAACUGUCAAAGCACACGUCUGGUCCGAGAUUCUCGCCCAGAGAAAACCUCAGUCUAUACCGGUCAAUGAUUGGCUUAUGUACUAUUCUUUUGCCUGGCUGCAAUUUUCUCUAUUGCUAGCUAAGUGGAAGCACGCUUGGUACACAUUUUUUUAUUUAACGAAGUAAAUGGAGUCGCAAAAACUAAAAUGUCUGAUCAUCGUCCAUAUUGCCGUUUAAAUUAUACUUGAAUUACCAAGGCAACAACUGAUGCGUCUGUAUUACAUUCCAAAAAGCUCCGUUAUCAGCACCACCAUGGAAAAUAAAACCGUAUUUGUGCUGAUUGGCCUGGAUAGGCAUGGAAUGGAACAGUUAAAGCAAAGAGAAUCAUUCAGCCCGAUAGUGAAAAGCAGCUAUUGUUAGCAGCUAUUGUUAUUACAAAAGCAGCUAUUGUUAUUAGCAAUUCUCAAUUUGUUUUUACCAUUGACUUCUAUGGGGAUCUGUCAUUGAGAUAUCAACAAUUCAAUUUUGACUGGAAUUCCAAUUGUGAUUAGUAAAUAAUUGUUAUUCAGUAAGUUCUCGUACUUAUGAAUAAUUAAGCACUAACAUCUUUAAAAAAAAAUGUAAUGGUAUCUAAACAAUAAGCACUAGUAGAUAAUAAGAUAAACAUACUAGUACUUAAAUGGAAAAGAUAUUACAAUUUCAAAAAUAAGUAAUAGUAAAAAAGAUACAGUACUAGCAUGAGUUUUGGAAUAAAUGUUAAAACGGCUUGCCAUAAUCUUCAGUCUAUGCAAGUCUUUCUUGUGGGCUUUUCACAAAAGAAGAUAACCCUGGAUCGUUCCGAACAUAAGAUUUCACACUGAUUAACAGUUAGUUCUGUGUAUGCAUACACUGGCAUUUUACACUGUAGCCUACAUUCUUAAAUCAUGGGUGAAUGAAUUACGAAUCCUAAUCAUUUAUAUUGCAUAGUGCUUUCGAAUAUUUUCCUCAAUAGACUCUUCAUGUGCAAAUGGUAAGAAUCAAUUUUAUUCCCAUCUUCAGUUUUCAGCAGUAUUUACAUUUCUGACUGUGUGGCGUUUCCCUGACUGCACAGAGCACAUCAAUGUUGUGGCAGAAGAAAUCUCAAAACUAAGGAAAAUAAUUAGUUGGGUGUUAUAAUAAGAUAUUUCAAAGAAUUAAUCAAAUAAGGUCUGUGGUACAUAUAACGUGAUGAUACUUUAUAAGAGUAUAAACUGCAGACCAAAACCCCAAACGUUAUUUCAUUGUGACUUAUUAGAAACUUGUUAUAUAACAAGCUUGUAACAGCUUUUUAUUUCACUGCAAUUUUCUCAAUGUCAGCAAUUAUUAUUCUGUAUUUCACACUGCACAAUCUUAAACGCUGGGUUAAUAUCCUUAACUGGACAUAUAUGGAAUCAGUCAUUCAUUUGAUUAACUGCAGCACAAGAACUGUUUACUUUAAGGCUCUGUACAUCCUGGCACUGCCGACUGCUAUCAGUUUUUUUCCCUAAACAACUUUUUGGACUAUCCACCUUAUUCUCAUUUAGCUUUUAAAGGAACAGUUUGCCCUAAACAUUUUAAUUGUCAUAAUUUAUUCACAUUCUCAUUCUCUCUCUCAUCUGUUGAACACAAAAGAAGAUAUUUUGAAGAAUGUUGAAAACCAGUAUCCACUGACUUCGAAAUUAUAUUUAUUUCUACUAAGGAUGUCAAUGGCCACCAGUUUUCAACAUUCUUCAAAAUAUAUUCUUUUGUGUUAAAGAGAAACUUGAGGGUGAGUUGGGAGAACUAUGUAACUUGAAUGCGUUUUUUUAGAUUUAUGAAACAACAGCUUCUUGACUUUGAAAACUGUAUUUCUUAUCCUAUUAUUUUAACUUCUUGUAAUCAGAAACAUACUGGUUUAAUAAUCAUAAAAAUAAUUAUAAUAAUAAAUAAUAACUUUUAUUCUAAUAAAAAUUAUUUAAUAUUUACUGCCAUGUGUUACUCCUAUAUUGAACUUUACCAAAAAAAAAAACACCUUAGAUGCACCUGCAAAAAGGUGUAACUCUUCUUUACUCCAUCAACUGAAAAGCUGUUCAUCAAUAUUAGUAACCCUGAAACACCAAAUCAGUCUUAAGUUGUAUGGGAAAAUGUAGCCCAAAAUACAUUGUAUUGGUCAAAAUGUAUUCAUAAUGAUAUUAAGUAAAGAUAAUCUUCCAUAAAGAUGUGCAUCAAUUUCCCACUGUAAAUAUAUCAAAAUGUAAUUUAUUAUGAUUAAUAAUAUUGUUUUCAAAGUUUUAAUCCAAGUUAAACAUUGUCCUAUAUCCCAUAAUCAAGCCAUAUAUCAAAUGAAAGCUUAUUCAUUCAGUUUUCCAAUUAUGUAUAAAUCUUCAUUUAAAAAACAUAAUAAAUUGACACUUGUAGUUUUGUAAUCCAGUGUCACAUUUCUACACCUAAAACACGGAAUGCACUACAAUGACUGUCUGGAGCGUGCAAAUAUGAGGCACGCAACUGGCUCUUCAGUUACUAAACAUAACAUUCUAACACCUUAUGUUUUUCAUGCUGCAUAUUUGGCACCAUAAUGUGGAAUCAACAGUGUAAACACAGUGCUAAUUUUGUUUUAAACCACCUUAGCCUACAUAAAAGAUCUUUACUUCUAAAUUACCAGUGUGAAAUGUUAAUUUAUCCAAGAUUAAGAGCCCAUGUUCCACAAUAUCCUGGGUUAAACAAUGUGAAAAGUCCUUCUGUUCAUCACUGGAUCUGUUUAUCGUACAGUACUUGACUGUAUUUGUCAGCACAGAUAACGUCACACUGUACUGACACGUAUCCAUUUCCUCCCAUUUCCUGCAGAUCGUCUGUCAUUAUGUGCUGGCAGAUCUGAAAUAUUACAUGUCUGAAUGAUCUUUCCAACUACUGAUGGCCUGCUGUAACACUGAAUUCCUCAGCAUUAACAUGAACUGUUCUUAAAAUAAGAUAUCGUUUCCAUUGUGGUUAUAGCUUUAUUAUUAAUAUUAUGCAAUUAUGAUUUCCUAUUAGCCUUUUCACACUGGGUAAGAUAAAAAAAUGUAAGAAAUGUGUCUCUAUAGUCACUGUUUUAUUUAUUUGACUCCAAAUGUCCCUCACAGAUAAAGUGAAUAGUAGCAGUGCCCUCCAAUGGGAAAUAUAUGAACUUUCUGAAUUUGUGUUGGGUCAUUUUAUACCCUUUUGACAGACUUUUUGUAAAUAAAAGCUUGGAAGGAAAUGCCAUAUGGUUUUUAGAAGAAGACAAAAAUUGAUAUUUAAUUGUGAAAUCAUUAUCUGCCUAUAAAUAUAUGUAAUACAUUCUGUAUGAAUGUUUGUUUUAUGCUGAGUUUACCAUGAUUAAAACAUUAUUAGUCUGA